Callithrix jacchus (white-tufted-ear marmoset) is the source of this 7090-nucleotide messenger RNA. RefSeq names its product nuclear pore associated protein 1 (gene NPAP1). Gene Ontology annotation, cellular component: nuclear pore. NCBI's taxonomy places the organism in Eukaryota, Metazoa, Chordata, Mammalia, Primates, Cebidae. Gene Ontology annotation, biological process: RNA export from nucleus; protein import into nucleus. The record is from RefSeq and is a predicted model, not a curated record. Gene Ontology annotation, molecular function: structural constituent of nuclear pore.
GGCCAGGGCUGAGCUGCAGGCAGAGCUGGCGCCCGGGCGCGAAGAACUCUGGCGGAUGGGACCGCGGCACUUCCCACGUAGCGGCCAAGCGGCGCAACAGCAGCCACCAGCCGCAGAGCUUCCGGGGCCGGAAGGCCGCGGGGGCUGAUGGGGCCUUGACCUUUGCCCUCUGACGCCGGCGUUUGACGCCUACGCUGCCUCGUGAGGAACCUCGUGGAGGCGCCGCAGGCCCCAGGCCCGUCAGACUUUGCUCGGUCGCCAGAGGAGGCGGUGGCUGAGGAGAGCUGCGUCCGCUGCCGACCCUGUCGUACGGUAGGAGCCAGAGCUACCUCGAAAUGGGCAGUUUACUGAGCAAAUUUAGACCCAGGUGCCGUCGUCGGCCCCUGCCGGGGCCAGGGCGUGAAGCGCCCGCUCCCCUGGCCCGGGACGCCUGCCCGCCCGGCCGGGCUCACUCUGCGCCCACCCCGCGCCCUUUCCGCGCCCUGUUCCGCCGGAAUGGCCGUCGGAGGCCUUCACCAGCCAGCGUCUUCGUCGCCCCUGAGCGGCUGUGUCCCCUCCCGAGGGCUGCGGCGACGCCGGUGGGCGUCCUGCCGGCCGCGGGCUGGGGGCCGGCCCCGAGGAAGACCCUCGUGCUGCCUGCUCGGAACCCCCCGAGGUUCAGACACCCCAGCUCCGUGAGGAUCCCCGCUCCCAGCCGCGCGUUCGCCCUGCGGCUGCCGUCACCCCCUGAGCGUGCGGUCGGGGCCCGGCAGCCCGUCCCGGCCACUGUCCCGGAGGAGACGGCGGUGCGGGCCCGACGAGGGCCCAGAGGAGUGAGGAAGGAUGAGGCUGCGGCGCAGACGGAAGCGCCGCGUGACGAGAGGAGGGCCGCCGUUCGCAGCCAUGACGCGGCCCAGGGCAGCCCGCGGGACCUUUCCCCCUGCAGAUGCAGCGCGGAGCCUCCGGGGGGGAGCGUGCGCCACGAGUGCCCGGAAAACGACUUGCCUGACACGGCCCAGGCGUCCCCAGCGAGCUCCUGCCCGGAGGGUCUUCCCGAGCCCAGAGCACGCAGCCAGGCCAGACGCGCGCUGCAUCCUGGGAAGCCCGGUCCCGACCCAGCCCGGGGCCGCUCCCUGCUGCCGCGGAAGUCGCCGGCAGAACUGCCCAGCUCUCCAGGCGUGCCCAGGCCGCCGAUGUCCGCAGACCGGGUGCCCGACGGGAAGCCUUCAGGUGUUCCCCCAAGGAGCGCUGCCCACAACAGGCCCUGCAAAAGGAAAAUGUCGAUUCCACUGCUGCUGCCGCUGCCCCCGUCACUGCCCUUGCUGUGGGAUCGAGGGGAGCUUCCCCCACCUGCCAAGCUCCCCUGCCUGUCUGUUGAGGGAGACCUGGGCACCUUGGAGAAGAGCCCCGGGUAUAAAAGGAAUCGCAGAAUCUUGGAGGAUGAAACGGAGGCCAUGACAGACAGCAGCGUCACCCAGCCUGCCCCUUCUUUCUCCCCACCAGUGGAGACGACAGACUCCCUGCCCCUGGCCACUGCCACUUCCAUGUCGCAGGUCCCAGCUCCUCCACCCAUCCCUGACUUGGCUGACCUGGCUACCAGACCCCCCAUCCUUCCUGUCCCUCCGCUUUCCACCACACCAAAGAUGGAUCAGAAAAUAACACUCACAAUCCCUAACUCUCCUCUGGCUCUUUCUGCUGACCUUGUUCCCGUUUUGGGGUGUCAGUCUAAUGAGAAAGGAGGCUCUUGUCAUUCGGUUGUAGGUGCAGCACCUCCUGCUUCUAACCCCCCAACACCUCCUAGCCCCACACCCUUCUCCCUAAUACCUACCGCUGUAGAUUCCCCUCCUCCUCUUUCCUUCCCAGCUCCUCUUCCAGUCCCUUCUACCGUGACCUCAGUUAUCACCAGCAAGCCUGUGAAUUCCACAUCAGUCAUUUCCACUAUCACAGCAAACACAUCUGCCCACUUAACCUCACAGACUGCAGUAGACCACGAAGCAGUUAACAUGAAUACUAUCACCCCUUCUCAGGCUGUUGUUUUCACAUCUUCUCCAAGCUCUAGGGUGAGCUCUCUCCCAGUUUCCCAAAUACAUUGCAGUACAGAGCAGAGGCACCCAGGAAAGACAUCAGUCUACAUACAUCCCCUUACAUUUAUAUUCCACAACACCACCCCAAGUUUUAACCAACUCUUUAGCAAAGAAGCCAUCUCUCAAUCCAACUCUGGGGCUCUUGAUGGUCAGCAGCAGAAAGCUUCUCUCCCCAGUGCCUGUGUUUUUCCAAGCCUUCCCAUCAUUGCUCCACCAGACACCUCCGCUUUAGUGAACAGUGCCUCUGCACCAUCAUUAUCCAGGCCUGCCAUUGACACCAAUGCUGUGAAUACCACUCCUCCUUCCAAGUCUGCCACCUUGCAGUCUGCCUCUGUCUCCAGGAAGAAGUGCCUCCCAUUUUACAUGGGGCUUCCUGGUUCUGAGAACAUACUGCCCCAUGGCAAUGUUGCCUCAGCUCAGGGCUCCACCAGCUUGCCUGCACAUGUAGACGGGAGACCAGCCACAACUUCCAACUAUCCUUUAAAUCCAGGAGCCACCGCUCAGCCCCAAUUUGGGGCCCCCGAGGGGCAGCAGCAGAAAGCCUCUUUCCCCAGUGCCCAUGAUUUUCCAAGCCUUCCCAUCAUGGUUCCUCCAGACACCUCCACGUUAGUGAGCAAUGCCUCUGCAGCAUCGUUAUCCAAGCCUGCCAUUGACACCAAUGCUGUGAAUACCACCCCUCCUUCCAAAACUGUCAUCUUGCAGUCUACUUUUGUCUCCAGGAAGGAGUACAUCCGAUUUUAUGUUGGGCCUUCUGGUUCUGAGAACACACUGCCCAGUGACAGCAGUGCCUCAGCCCAAGUCUCCACCAGUUUGCCUGCACAUGGAGACGGGAGACCAGCCACAACUUGCAGCCAUCCUUUAAAUACAGGAGCCAUCUCUCAUUCCACACUUGGGGCCACUGAUGAGCAGCAGAAAUCUGACAGUUCUUAUAUUCUGGGGAAUCCAGCAACCCCAGCACCAGUUACAGACUUGCCAUCUCCUUCAGCAGAGUCAACAUCACCAUAUUCUACAUUCGGCACACCUGUUAAUGGCCAGCCAGCCAAGGGUCACAACGCAAGUGCUUUCCCCAGUGGCAUUGCAAAGACUUCUGAAUUUAGAGUAGCCACUGGGAUGCCCGUCACUGGGGACAGUACCUCACUGGUUGGAAAUACUAUUCUAGGCCCACAGGUGAUUAUGGGACCAGGAACCCCUAUGGAUGGUGGGAGCAUUGGGUUCAGCAUGUCUCUCCCGGGCCCCAGUUCCACAUCAGAAGAACUCAACACUGGACAACAACAAAAUGGGAUACCCAGCACCACUUCUGUUCCCCCAUUUGGUCAGGGAACCUGGGACUCAGCUGGCCACAGCAUGGCUGCUGCACCACAAGGCACUAGCAACAUUCCUGUAUAUCCUUCUGCUGCCACCUACGUUCCUGGCUUCGAGCCACCUACUCAGCAUUCAGGCAGUGGUAUGGAAGGCGAUGGCACCAAACCCAUAGUUGGAGGACCUUGUGUUCCUGCUUUUCAACAGUGCAUCCUGCAGCAUACAUGGACAGAGAAAAAGUUCUACACUUCCGGCACCUACCACUAUGGACAAGAAACAUAUGUUAAGAGACAUAUCUGUUACCAAUUUCCAUAAGAGCACCUGUGGUUCACGUGACCACACCACAUCUGUUGUGGUUGUAAACACCAGCAUUAUCCCUGUGAAUGGUUCUUGUUUCACCUUCAUGCCAAGUGCCUGCCAUGUACCUCUCCAGAACUCAGGUCAUGCACCAGGAGAGGACAACAACAUCCCUGUGGUUCAAGGCCCUUAUGCUCCCUUUCUCCAUCAGUACACAUGGGACCCACCUGGAAAAAACACACGUGGUUCAUCUGCAGUGAAUGCCAACAUACCUUUAAUGGGAGGCCCUUGUAUAUCCACCUACCAACGAAGUACCUAAGGCCCACCUGGACAAAACACAGAUGGUACAUCUUCCAGGAGUGUCAGUAUUCACUUGAUGGGAGGCCCUCAUGUGCCCAUGUAUCAGCAAAGCACCUGGGGCUCACCUGGACAAAGCACAAACCAUGCAAUGGGGGUCAGCAACAUAACGGUUGUGACUGGUUAUCCUUAUGGUCUCCCAUUCACACAAAGCACCUGAGGACCACCUGGCUAAACACAGGGGGCAAUAGGGGAUAGCCCCAGACAUUUGUAGGGAGAAACCUCUAGUUUCCCUUUCAGUAAAAAUACUAUGGACCUGCCCAACCAAGGUGCUCCUUUUGACUUUAGAGGAACCACAUUGUUUUCUUUUGUUCUUGUUUUUGAGGUGGAGUCUUGCUCCGUAGCUCUUGCUGGAGUGCAGUGGCACAAUCUCUGCUCGCUGCACCUCCAUCUCCCUGGUUCAAGCAGUUCCCUGUCUUCCCCUCCUGAGUAUCUGGGACUGCAGGCACAUGGCACCACACCCAGUGAAUUUUUGUAUUUUUAGUAGAGAGGAGUUUCAUCUUAUUGGUCAGGCUGGUCUCAAACUCCUGACCUCAAGUUAUCCACCCGGCUUGGCCUCCCAAAGUGCUGGGAUUACAGCUGUGAGCCACUGUGCCUGGCCUAGAGGAUCCAGCAUUGUUAAUUAAAUACUUGUGAUUGGAUGUCCUGGUCAGAGCAACUUUGCCUGUGAUGGAAAGCAGCCACUAGUGACACUUGUACCUGCCAAGGCCUUCAUAGGAGCCACCAGACCAUUUCUUACUCCUGUAAAGGAUCUCAAGAAAUAAGAACCAAUCUCCUUUCACAUACAGUUCUCAUAAAUGGAUGUUGUUCCAGGAAGAAUGGGCUCAGUUCCCUCAAGUUAAAUUUAACCUUUUCUCUCCCUACAGAAGCUGGAGGCCCAAAACCGCAAAGAGAGAGAGAGUGUGUGUAUGUGUGUGUUGUGUGUGUGUGUGUAUUGGUGACUGGGGAGCAGAUGAGCCCAGUCGUAACUGCACUGUAUUUGAGUGGUCUUCUACACUGUGGAGGGUAGAGGAAACCUGUAUGCAUCAUCAGCUGCGCCCUCUCUGACUUGACUGUUAACUUGGCUGACCUUACCUCUGGCCCAGUUCUCUCUAGUCUUGGACAGAAAGGCAAAAUUUCUGACUUUUUUGGACCCUACAUUCUACUUGGAGGGGAGAAAAGAAGGAACAAACAUGUAAAUCAUCUGAUAAAUAAGCCAGUAACAAAUGUGCUAUGGAAAAUAAAGAAGUACAUGGAGGAUUGAGAUUGUAGAUAGAAGCAGGAGUUUUUCAGACAUGCCUCACUGGAAAGGUAAAUUUAAACAAAGUCUAGAGAGAAGCAGUUGAGCCAGAUAUGUGAGCAAAGAUCAUUCCAGAUAAUUGCAAAGGCUGAGAGGAAGAAUGCCUGGUGUCCUCAGGAGCAGUUAGUAAGGAAAUGUGGGCCGGUCGCGGUGGCUCAAGCCUGUAAUCCCAGCACUUUGGGAGGCCGAGGCGGGUGGAUCACGAGGUCAAGAGAUCAAGACCAUCCUGGUCAACAAGGUGAAACCCCGUCUCUACUAAAAAUAUAAAAAAAAUUAGCUGGGCAUGGUGGCGCAUGCCUGUAAUCCCAGCUAUUUGGGAGGCUGAGGUGGGUGGAUCACGAGGUCAAGAGACCGAGACCAUCCUGGUCAACAAGGUGAAACGCUGUCUCUACUAAAAAUAUUAAAAAAAUUAGCUGGGUAUGGUGGCAAGUGCCUGUAAUCCCAGCUAUUUGGGAGGCUGAGGUGGGUGGAUCACGAGGUCAAGAGAUCGAGACCAUCCUGGUCAACAAGGUGAAACCCUGUCUCUACUAAAAAUAUUUUAAAAAUUAGCUGGGCAUGGUGGCACGUGCCUGUACUCAGGAAGCUGAGGCAGGAGAAUUGCCUGAACCCAGGAGGCGGAGGUUGCAGUGAGCCGAGAUCGCGCCAUUGCACUUCAGACUGGGUAAUAAGAGCGAAACUCCAUCUCAAAAAAAGAAAAAAAGUAAGGAAAUGUGGCUGGAAUGGAGUCAGCACGUGGGAGGAAGGGAUAAAGAAAAGGAGGGCAGAGAAGAUGUAAGUGUACUUCCUUGCUCCACUCUUUACUAGUUGUAUAAUAACAAACAGUUGAUUCAACCUUCAGGAAUCUUAGUGAAAUCAGUACUUUUACUAUGGCCUGUGUAUCUCACAAGAUUUUUGAAAGGAUGAAAUGAAAUAUUAUAGGGAAAUGACUUAUAAACCAUUGUUGUAAUUUGUUCUAUAGAUAGAGAUGGAUAGACGGAUGGAUGGAUAGACUUGAUAGAUAGAUAGAGAGAGAGAGAUAAUGGACUAAAUGUUUGUGUUCCCAAAAAGUUCACAUUUUGAAGCCCUAACUCCUAAUGCGAUGGUAUUAGGAGGUGGGACUUUGGGGAGGUGAUUAGGUUUAGAUGAGAUCAUGAGGAUGAAACCCCCAUGAUGGGAUUUGUGCCUAUAAGAAGAAACACCAGUGCUUCCUGUAAUUGCCAUGUGAAGGUGUACCAAGGAUGUAGCUGCCUGUAAGCAAGGAAAAGAGGCCUCACAAGAAACAGAAUUUGCCUUUACCUUGGACUUCCCAACCUUUAGAAUUAUAGAAAAUAAAUGUAUGUUGUUGAAGCUAUUGGUCUAUGGCAUUUUUGUAGCAAUCAGAACUGACUAAUAAAGAUAGAUCGAUUGAUAGAUAUGGAAUAUACAUAUAUAUGUAUAGCUAACGAGUGAGUUCCUUGGGCAAUUGUGCCCUGAUUGCCUUUCCUAGACAAUUCAAAUAGAAGAACCCCUUUUUAGGAACAUACAAGUACUUCUUUUUAUGAAGCAAACACUGUAAAAAUAGGAUAACUGGGACUAAAACAUUUAUAAGAUUAGGCCUGAAAGAAAACCAUUGCAGAGAGACUACUGGAUUCUUCCUGGUAACCUGGGGCCUGAUUUAUUCACUCUAAGUGUUUAGUACAGUUCCAGAGGAUCAAAGCUCCUGCUUCCUGGCCAGAUAAUCACCUACCUUUUGUAAUCAGACCUGCCUUUCAGAAGCAGAGUGGAAAUUCAGUUUUCUUCUAAUAGUCCUACACCCUUGCAAUAUUACCAGGGACAU